AUGAAUGAUACUUUUGCCACCUUAUGUCAACCACCAUGUAGACCAGGUUUUUGUUGUUCCAGAUGGGGGUUUUGUGGUAAUACACCACUGCACUGUACUGGUCAAAUGAAUAAUACUUUUGCCACCUUAUGUCAACCACCAUGUAGACCAGGUUUUUGUUGUUCAAAAUGGGGAUUUUGUGGCGAUACACCAUUGCACUGUGCUGGUCAAAUGAAUAAUACUUUUGCUGGCUUGUGUCAACCACCAUGCGGACCAGGUUUAUGUUGUUCAAGAUGGGGGUUCUGUGGCAAUACACAACUUCACUGUUCUGAUGGUCACACGAAUGAUAGCUACGUCGCCAUAUGUCAGCCACCAUGUGGACCAGGUUUUUGUUGUUCAAGAUGGGGAUUUUGUGGUAAUACACCAUUGCACUGUAGUGGUGGCGUAGUUAUCCCGCCAAUUGAAUAUGGUCGAUGCCCACCACCAUGUGCACCAGGCCUUUGCUGUUCAAAAUGGGGAUAUUGUGGUAGUACACCAGAAUAUUGUGGUAAUCAAACUGAAAGUGGUAAUAACAGUACUUCAAUUACUCGAGAACAAUUCGAUUGUAUUUUUGAUCAGUUAGAUCCAGCUACCCGUGAUAAACGUUGGCAAGGUAGGCGUACUUUGGUAAUUGUAAAAUUCCGCCAUAAAAAUAUUGAAAGUUAG
Messenger RNA from Rotaria sp. Silwood2, 684 nucleotides. Lineage: Eukaryota; Metazoa; Rotifera; Eurotatoria; Philodinida; Philodinidae. The record is from the annotation of a GenBank genome assembly.